CUCGAGGGCUGCUUCUCCUCUGCCGCCGCCUUCCUCCUCGCACUCGCAUCCGCGCCGCCACCCCACCGAGCUCAGAGCUCUCCGCUUCUCUACGCCACAAGGUUAGGUAAGGAUGGUGAGGAUCAGCGUUCUGAACGAUGCUCUCAAAAGUAUGUAUAACGCCGAGAAGCGUGGCAAGAGGCAGGUCAUGAUCAGGCCCUCCUCCAAGGUGAUCAUCAAGUUCCUCAUCGUCAUGCAGAAGCACGGUUACAUUGGUGAGUUUGAGUAUGUUGAUGACCACAGAUCUGGCAAGAUUGUUGUUGAGUUGAACGGCAGGCUGAACAAGUGUGGAGUCAUCAGUCCCCGCUUUGAUGUUGGUGUCAAGGAGAUCGAGGGAUGGACUGCUAGGCUGCUUCCAUCUCGUCAGUUUGGUUACAUUGUCCUGACAACCUCUGCUGGUAUCAUGGAUCACGAGGAGGCCAGGAGGAAGAAUGUUGGUGGCAAGGUGCUAGGCUUUUUCUACUGAAUGGAAAUUUUGUGAAAGGAUAUCGAAUUGAUGUGAUAGGAUGUUAUCUCAGGACAUCAGGCUUGUGUACUUUUUGCCUUCAUAGCUGCUAUGGCUUUGUUAUGUUAUGUUGGAUUCCGUCAAUUGUGAGAUGCACUUUCAAAUUUCGAGGCUCACCUGAGAUCAAUUAUGACAUUGAGCAUGCCAUUUAUGUCUA
This is a messenger RNA of Lolium rigidum, 701 nucleotides long. Its product is annotated as 40S ribosomal protein S15a-1. NCBI's taxonomy places the organism in Eukaryota, Viridiplantae, Streptophyta, Magnoliopsida, Poales, Poaceae. Gene Ontology annotation, cellular component: ribosome; cytosolic small ribosomal subunit. The transcript is spliced from 4 exons. Gene Ontology annotation, molecular function: structural constituent of ribosome. Gene Ontology annotation, biological process: translation. The record is from RefSeq and is a predicted model, not a curated record. The coding region runs from base 113 to 505 and encodes 130 amino acids.